AUGUGUGGAGGAGGAGGAAGAGGGCUCCCGCGCCCAUGUGCGUCCUGGUCCAUGAUCCAUCCUCUGAUCUUGUUCUUGUUUCUGUUCUUGUCUCUUGACCUCCCUCGGCCUCCAUCAUCUCUCCCGAGUCCCAGAGCCAUGAGUAGUCCAUGA
This is a messenger RNA of Colletotrichum lupini, 153 nucleotides long. RefSeq lists its product as uncharacterized. The transcript has a single exon. The coding region runs from base 1 to 153 and encodes 50 amino acids. The record is from RefSeq and is a predicted model, not a curated record. NCBI's taxonomy places the organism in Eukaryota, Fungi, Ascomycota, Sordariomycetes, Glomerellales, Glomerellaceae.